AUGCUGACAUCGUCCCUUGAAGCCGACUGGUGGCGACAAGCGGUAGUCUAUCAGAUCUAUCCUCGCUCAUUCGCUGACGCGAACGGUGACGGGAUCGGUGAUCUCAAGGGCAUCACUUCGAGAGUGGACUACCUGAGCGAAUUGGGUGUAGAUGCUGUCUGGCUCAGUCCUUUUUACCCCAGCGCUCUCAAGGAUGGCGGAUACGAUGUGGCCGACUACAGAAAUGUCGAUCCCCGCAUCGGAACCCUUGACGACUUUGACGAAAUGAUGGCCGCCCUCAACAAGGCGGGAAUCAAGGUCAUAGUCGACAUCGUGCCUAACCACACCAGCAACGACCACGAAUGGUUCAAAGAGGCGCUUGCCGCUGGGAAAGGGAGUGCUGCCAGGGAGCGAUAUAUCUUCAUGGAUGGCAAAGGCCCGAACAAAGACCAGCCUCCAACGGACUGGGAAUCUGUCUUUGGAGGUCCAGCCUGGUCGCCUUCCGGUCAGAACGACGGGCAAUGGUACUAUCAUUGGUUUGAUUCCUCUCAACCAGAUUUCAAUUGGAACAACGAGGAUGUCAAGGCAGAUUUCCUCAAGACGUUCAGAUUCUGGGGAGAUCGUGGCGUCUCUGGGUUCAGGAUCGAUGUCGCUCAUGGAUGUGCCAAGGACAUGUCUGGAGAGCUACCAAGCUACAAGGAAUUAGCAGAGAUGACAGCCAAAAAACUUUCCAAUGGUAACGCAGACCUGAUUCAUCCGAUCUAUGACCGGGACGAGGUGCAGGACAUUUACAAAACCUGGCGAAAGAUCUUCAACGAAUAUAGCCCGCCUUUGAUCGCCGUUGCAGAGUGCUGGGUCGCCGCGGACCGGAAACAUUUGUAUGCAUCGCCCGAUACGCUUGGUCAAGCGUUCUCCUUCGACAUCCUCUUGGACCAGUUUGACGCCGCCGCGUAUCGGAAGACGAUCGAUUUUCAACUGGAAGGUCUGAAAGAGUCCGGCAGCAGUUCCACCUGGGUCUUAUCCAACCAUGAUGUCAUUCGACAUGCCACAAGAUAUUCUCUCGACAUGCCAGUUGCUGAGUCUUCUGAUCUGCAAGCGCACAUUCCUAUCUACAACAUGCACCUUGCUAGUGGUUUCACUCAGCCCAAGACUGAUCCCGCCAGAGGUCUGCGAUGCGCAAGAGCGGCCACCAUGAUGAUUCUUGGUCUGCCCGGGUCCACCUAUCUGUAUCAAGGAGAGGAGUUGGGCCUACCCGAGGUAGCAAACAUCCCAGCCGCUGAGAGGCAAGAUCCCAACUUCUUUCGUACAGAAGGGCGUAUCAUUGGCAGAGACGGUUGCCGAGUUCCUUUGCCGUGGAACGAAAAGGGCAUACACCAUGGCUUCGGCGAAGGCAAAGAACCUCAUUUGCCUAUGCCAGAAUGGUGGGGCAAGCAUGCUGUGGACACGGCGUUAGAUAGACCUGACAGCACUCUCAACCUUUACCGCCGGGCGAUGGCAUUGCGCAAGGAUUUGCAGUGUGGCGAAGCACUUGAAUGGUUGGACAGUCCGGCAGAAGUGCUGCACUACAGGCGACCGAACGGGUGGGAAGUUGUUUUGAACGCUGGGGAGAGCGAUUAUAUUAUUCCUGAGGGCCGUACUGUAGUCUUGUCGAGCGGCGUGGCGGUUACGGAUCGGGUGCCUCCCGAGACAACCGUCUGGCUGACACCUAGCCCUAGCGUCUAG
Molecule: messenger RNA, 1701 nt
Organism: Kockovaella imperatae
Lineage: Eukaryota; Fungi; Basidiomycota; Tremellomycetes; Tremellales; Cuniculitremaceae
Product: putative alpha-glucosidase
Exons: 6
Coding region: 1-1701 (566 amino acids)
Biological process (GO): oligosaccharide catabolic process
Molecular function (GO): alpha-amylase activity
Source: RefSeq, a predicted model, not a curated record